UGGCCUCCUACGAAUCUGAAGCAAAAGGAAACAUCAAAAAUUGUGUUGCUUCUUCAGUUCGACCGGAAUCCGAUCCCAGAGAAGGUGCAGCGGUGGUACCAAGCUCAAAAUUAAAGGCGAAAAAAAGAUCCUGUAGCUUUUGUGCGGAAACCCUUCAAGAGUAUUGUAGUGCCUGCCAAUCCCACCGCAAAUCGUCUGUCGAUUCAUCACCACCACCCAAAAGCAAACAUGAUUCAACUUCUCGAUAAAGUACUCAACUUCAUCAACUACUGGUGGUUCCGAUACCUGAUGAUUACGGAACUCUACAUGGUCGAAAGCUGGGAACGUGUUACGAUUCAUGUAUUUCUCUUUUCGCUAUUCAUGCUUCAGUGGUAUUUCAACAGCAAAGUUGUGCUGCCCUUUACCGGAAAUCUCCUGGGGAUACUUCCGGUCGACCAGCAGUUGGCAUCGUUCCGAACAUAGGCAACCAUUCCUGGUGUUCCAUAUUGGUACCUUUGAAUCGGCCAGUAUUGUUGUAGCCGGAGCACAAAAUAAUAAUUGUCAAACGAAGAUGGCAAAUGGAAAAAACGACGAUGGUUCCGUUUUGCUCGUAUUUAUAGUUUCUAUCUCUGUUGUUGAUCAAAACAAACAAAUCUGCAUGUAAUAUUUAUAUUGUACCGCCGGGAAUCUCCCAAUUUGUAGGCAUUUACAAUGGGUCAUUACGAAUCUGAACUUUUCACCACACUCGGAGAUUGGAAUUGGAAGGGUUGGUUUUGUUGGAAGGAUGUAUUGAGGAAUGAAUGCUAAUGACGACACUAUAUCCACUAAAUUACGUAUAACUCAAUGAAAUAAAGUCACCAAUGAUACAAUUUAAA
Molecule: messenger RNA, 854 nt
Organism: Uranotaenia lowii
Lineage: Eukaryota; Metazoa; Arthropoda; Insecta; Diptera; Culicidae
Gene: ghi
Exons: 3
Coding region: 229-462 (77 amino acids)
Source: RefSeq, a predicted model, not a curated record